Messenger RNA from Trichoderma harzianum CBS 226.95, 579 nucleotides. RefSeq lists its product as hypothetical. The record is from RefSeq and is a predicted model, not a curated record. Bases 1 to 579 code for a protein of 192 amino acids. Lineage: Eukaryota; Fungi; Ascomycota; Sordariomycetes; Hypocreales; Hypocreaceae. The transcript has a single exon.
AUGUCUACCAAAUCUUACACACUCUCGUCAAUUGGCCUCCUGUGCCUAACUCUUUUGAGUUUACCUGGCUCAGCGCAGCCAACCGCCUCUCCCUUAGGCCCAAAAGGGCUUAACUGGGUGCUUCCCUUUGUUGGCGAUUGGAACUGCUUUCAGCAGGGUGAAGCAAAUGGGAGCGGUGGAGGUGGCAGCGGCGCCGGUGCAAACCUUACGUAUUCCAUCAAGAUCACCAAGGAUAAUUUGACCUUGGACUCCAUUCAACCGAGUCCAUUGCUCACAGCCCACUCUGUCAUCACUUACGACACCGAGAACGAAAUCUUCAACUACACUUACAGUGACAGUGGAGGCAACAGUGGACCUGGUACAUCUGUUGGUUGGGAGGAAGGGGGUCACUUUCGAUUCAUCACCUGGCCCCUGACCAAUCCCGGCAGACCGGGUAUCCAAGCUCGAACAAUGGAUGAUUUCCUGCGACCCACCAGCCCUGAUCAAUUUACCGACAAGUUUUACGCCAGCCAAGAUGGCGGGAACACAUGGCUGCCGGCAGGUCAACUCGACUGCACCCGUGCCCCCAGCUCCCACUAA